Molecule: messenger RNA, 729 nt
Organism: Anopheles darlingi
Lineage: Eukaryota; Metazoa; Arthropoda; Insecta; Diptera; Culicidae
Gene: SmD1
Product: probable small nuclear ribonucleoprotein Sm D1
Exons: 2
Coding region: 131-511 (126 amino acids)
Biological process (GO): spliceosomal snRNP assembly; RNA processing
Cellular component (GO): commitment complex; U1 snRNP; precatalytic spliceosome
Molecular function (GO): RNA binding
Source: RefSeq, a predicted model, not a curated record
UGUGAACCGGGCCUCAUACGCGCGCAGGCGGUGUUUACCCGAAAUCCGGCGUUCUUUUCAGGUUCGAGAUUGCAGCAUCAAUUUUCAUCUGAUAAUUCAUAGUAUUCGGGCCCCAAAAACAGAACUAAAGAUGAAAUUAGUCAGGUUUUUGAUGAAACUCAGCCAUGAAACGGUGACCAUCGAGCUGAAAAAUGGUACACAAGUGCACGGUACCAUCACGGGAGUAGAUGUGGCAAUGAACACACAUCUGAAGGCGGUCAAAAUGACCAUCAAGAAUCGGGAACCGGUUACGCUGGAUUCCCUGAGUAUCCGCGGCAACAACAUUCGGUACUACAUCCUACCGGACAGUUUGCCCCUGGAAACGCUGCUGAUCGACGAUGCACCCAAGACGCGAGCGAAGAAACGCGAAGCAAAUCGUGGAGGACCGCGAGGACGAGGCAGAGGAACAAGGGGCGGUCGCGGUGGCCCCCGAGGUGGUCGUGGUGGAGGACGCGGUCGUGGAAGACGCUAGAAAAGCCAACCGCCGAUAUCUCUGCACCACCUGCACCGUCAUUAGCCAUUAAGAACUCUUUUUCAUUCUACAUCUACGAAUUCCGGUCAUUUCGGGCAAACGGCUGCGAAAGGCGAGACCUUUGUAAGCAGGCAAAAGAACUAGUUUGUCAGAAAGGUAGUUGCAAUUGUGUUUUAAUUAAACCGCCGAGAACAUCCGUCGGUCAUGCGCCAUUAACC